Molecule: messenger RNA, 2152 nt
Organism: Megachile rotundata (alfalfa leafcutting bee)
Lineage: Eukaryota; Metazoa; Arthropoda; Insecta; Hymenoptera; Megachilidae
Product: solute carrier family 35 member F2
Biological process (GO): transmembrane transport
Cellular component (GO): membrane
Molecular function (GO): transmembrane transporter activity
Source: RefSeq, a predicted model, not a curated record
CAUUUAAUCUUUAUCGAGGAUAAGUCUAAUCGAUAGAAUAAUCAAUAUUUUAAGAACGAAUGACUCUCAGACUCUUCGUCGCUUACAUAUGAAUAAUCUUCGUAUAAAAAUGGGGAAUAAACUUUUAUUCGAAUAAAAUAAAAAAUUCUUCAUUAUUAUUGCUCGUUAUCUACCGCAUCUCCUUCCCAAUCUGAGCGAGUGCGUAGUCUAUCGAACAUCGAUUUUUCUUCUUCCGUUAGAACACCGGAAGAGCAACAAGACGAUGUCGUGUACCUCGUUUUCCAUCGUAAAAAGGAAAAACAGCGAUCCCUGAAAGAGCGAUGGAGGGAAAGAGGUCGCGCAAGCGCCCCUCUGGAAAGAGCCGGUGGUUGAAGAGCCUCGGGGUGAAAAUGCACCAUGGCAUGGGAGUGUCAGCAGGCGAUCAUCGUUGCGGCGAAAAUCCCGCGAUGCAGCCCAGGAACGGGGUCUGCGACAAGAUCGAAAAUUACAUAUCCGAGCUCGGACAAUGGUCGGUAUGGAGAGCGAUAAUAAUGGGACAAUUCUUGUCCUUGGUAUUGUGCUUCAUGACCCUCGUAAAUCAUCACAUCAACACCACGUAUCAGCUCUUGCUUCCAACCGGGCAAAAUCUUCCGCAUUACGUUAUGAUGUGCCUUGUAUACACAACCUGGAUGUCCUGCAGAGGGGUAGGGAACGGCCUAAUUUCUGUCAUAAGAGUCCGUGGAUGGAGAUACUUGCUGUUGGCACUCAUUGACGUCGAAGCGUGCACACUCAUAACAUCCUCGCACCAAUUCACCAGCCUGGCUAGUAUACAGCUGCUCGAUUGCGUGGCUAUACCGGUUGCUCUGGGUCUCUCGUGUCUGGUUCUCGGCGUCAGAUAUCGAAUGGUACACAUAGUCGGCGUCUCCGUUUGUUUGAUGGGUGUGGGUUGCUUGGUCUGGGCAGGCAUCGAUGACAAUAAGGAUCCUGCGUUCACAGGAAAGAAUCAACUGGUUGGAGAUAUGCUGUGUCUCGGUGGCGCGGUAUUAUUUUCGGUGACCACCGUGCUGCAGGAAUUGAUCGUUAAAACGGUCGAUAUCAUAGAAUAUCUGGGUAUGAUCGGUUUCUUCGGUACUAUACUGUGCUCCAUGCAAACAGCCGUGCUCGAAAGCAUGAAGGUGGAAUCGUUCCAGUGGAACAACGCACCGGUGGUUACGUUCUUGGUGGUUUACUGUAUCACACAGUUUGUAUUCUUCUCGCUGGUGCCUGUCAUACUGUUCGAGUCAGGGGCGACGGCGUUACAUCUAGCACUGCUGACCGCCGACUCCUUCAACGUCUUAUUUGGCAUGCUGAUUCAUCAGUACAAGUUUCAUGCAUUGUAUUUCGUCUCGUACACGCUCACAAUGACUGGUAUAUACAUCUACGCGAUAAAGAGAACACCGCUGGGGUCGACCGCGCGAAGACAACACGUUGAAUCUUCUGCUCCGGAUUACAGUGACGUCAUUUUAAGACACAUGUCACAUCCCGACGUUGGUGAGGUGGAGAUGGCGACCAGUUCAGGAAUGUCAGGGGUGAGUGGUACCCUGGAUGUAAGGGCGUCAACCCUUGGCAGUGAAAAGGAGACGGUGGAUGCAACCAGUCUGCCACCGAGCGUUAGCUCCGACACGGCCUUCACCUCUUUUUACGGAAGUUAUUACGAUUAAAUGGGAUACCGCGAUGGAAACACAUCGGAACGAGUAGGAAAAGUAAUUUACUGCGAAUAUGCUCUUGUUAAGCGAUUUAUACACAAUUUCCAAUCGACAAAUACGAAAAUGUUUUUUUUCGGUUUAUACAAUGUUAUAGGGAUAAGAAUAACUAAAGAAUGUCUUCGUCGAGCUAAGUUUGUAAUAAUCGGUCGUUUUUCUAAGAAAUUCGCCGUUUUAAUAUCGAUCAACGAUGCAUAAAUGCAUUCUGCGUUGUUCAUUUAAAUAUUUAUGGAACUAUAAGUAUUAUAAAUCCUUGUUGCUCAACAUACUUUGUAAGUUAAUGAAGUACAACUUACUGUUACUAGAUUUAAUUGUAAGCAUUGGAGGAAGCUGAUUUCCUUGUUAUGUGUAUAAUAACAAGUAAAAAUUGGUGAUAAAUAUUUUUAUGAUUCUUCUAUUUAGUUUCGUCCGUGUGUUAUAUUGAAUUUAUA